This is a messenger RNA of Coregonus clupeaformis (lake whitefish), 1858 nucleotides long. RefSeq names its product methylcrotonyl-CoA carboxylase subunit 2 (gene mccc2). The record is from RefSeq and is a predicted model, not a curated record. Lineage: Eukaryota; Metazoa; Chordata; Actinopteri; Salmoniformes; Salmonidae. Gene Ontology annotation, molecular function: methylcrotonoyl-CoA carboxylase activity. Gene Ontology annotation, cellular component: methylcrotonoyl-CoA carboxylase complex; mitochondrion. Gene Ontology annotation, biological process: L-leucine catabolic process. Bases 91 to 1791 code for a protein of 566 amino acids. The transcript has 17 exons.
ACUUUGGUUGACCACUGCUCCUGGGUCGAGCAACAACAAAUAUCUCUGCGGAGUUGCUAGCUAGGUGGUUAGUUAGCUAGCUGAAAAAACAUGCUUCUUCAGACUUUCAGGCCAUGGCUGUCGCUGCUUCGUUGCAGAGGAUUGCCAGUAGCAACCACACGACUAUACCACGGCGACAGAGUCGCAGCCGUCGGUACACAGCCUGACACACAGUCCGCGGAGUUUGCGGAAAACUAUGAACGAAUGCAAGUCCUUGUUGAUGAGUUGAAAGGCAGAUCGGAGAAAAUCAAAUUGGGUGGGGGAGAGCGGGCCAGAAAGCUGCACAUCUCCAGAGGGAAGCUCCUCCCCAGAGAACGCAUAGACAGACUGCUGGACCCAGGGUCUCCGUUCCUGGAAUUCUCCCAGUUUGCAGCAUAUGAGCUCUAUGGGAAAGAGGAGGUUCCAGCAGGAGGCAUCAUCACAGGGAUUGGCAGAGUCUCAGGCGUGGAGUGUGUUAUAGUUGCUAACGACGCCACCGUGAAAGGAGGCACCUACUACCCAGUCACGGUCAAGAAGCACCUCCGAGCACAGGAGAUAGCGCAGCAGAACCACCUGCCAUGUAUAUACCUGGUGGACUCCGGAGGAGCCAACCUCCCCAGACAGGCUGAGGUCUUCCCAGACAGAGAACACUUUGGACGGAUCUUCUUCAACCAGGCUCGCCUCUCCUCAGACGGAAUAUCACAGAUAGCGGUGGUUAUGGGGUCGUGUACAGCAGGGGGAGCGUAUGUCCCGGCCAUGGCCGACGAGAGCAUCAUCGUCAGGAAACAAGGAACCAUCUUCCUGGGAGGACCCCCUCUGGUAAAAGCAGCGACAGGUGAGACGGUCUCUGCUGAGGAUCUGGGAGGGGCUGACCUUCACUGCAGGAAGUCAGGUGUAACAGACCACUACGCUCUAGACGAUAGCCACGCCCUUCACCUGGCUCGCAAGGCCGUCCGCAACCUCAACUACACCAAGAACAUACAGGUGACCACCGAGCCCCCCGAGGAUCCUCUCUACCCAGCUGAGGAGCUGUAUGGCAUCGUAGGAGCCAACCUCAAACGCAACUUUGAUGUCAGAGAGGUGAUAGCCAGGAUUGUCGAUGGCAGCAGGUUUGAUGAGUUCAAAGCCUUCUACGGAGAUACAGUGGUCACAGGGUUCUCCAGGAUAUUUGGUUACCCUGUUGGAAUCAUUGGUAACAACGGAGUCCUGUUCUCAGAGUCUGCUAAGAAAGCAACUCAUUUCAUAGAGUUAUGCUGUCAAAGGAACAUUCCCCUUAUCUUUCUACAAAACAUCACGGGCUUCAUGGUGGGCAGGGAGUAUGAGGCAGGUGGCAUCGCCAAGGAUGGGGCUAAGAUGGUCACGGCGGUUGCGUGUGCCAACGUGCCCAAGAUCACGGUGAUCAUCGGCGGCUCGUAUGGAGCGGGCAACUACGGCAUGUGUGGCAGAGCAUACAGCCCCCGGUUUCUGUACAUGUGGCCCAACUCCCGUAUCUCUGUGAUGGGAGGAGAGCAGGCUGCCACUGUGCUAGCCACCAUCACUAAAGACCAGCGGGCCAGAGAGGGCAAAGAGUUCACAGCAGAGCAGGAGGCUGCCAUGAAGGAGCCCAUCGUCAAACGGUUUGAAGAGGAAGGAAGCCCAUACUUCUCCAGCGCUCGGCUGUGGGAUGACGGUAUCAUUGACCCGGCUGACACCCGUCUGGUUCUGGGAAUGAGUCUCAGUGCUACGCUCAAUGCCCCGACACAGAGGACACGUUUCGGAGUGUUCAGGAUGUGAACAUCCACAGGGCCACUAAAGGCCAGACUCUGGACCAGCCAGUCUGUACUGUAGUGUCUACUGUAGG